This is a messenger RNA of Chaetomium globosum CBS 148.51, 4278 nucleotides long. RefSeq lists its product as uncharacterized. The record is from RefSeq and is a predicted model, not a curated record. Lineage: Eukaryota; Fungi; Ascomycota; Sordariomycetes; Sordariales; Chaetomiaceae. Bases 1 to 4278 code for a protein of 1425 amino acids. Gene Ontology annotation, molecular function: catalytic activity; zinc ion binding; nucleic acid binding. The transcript is spliced from 2 exons.
AUGGAAUUUCAGCUUCAAUUCGAAAAGCUCAGGGAUCACAUGGUAGAAGAGAUGGCCAAAAUGACGGCCCGGUUGACCGAAGAACUGUCGCAAGCGCGAGAGCAACUCACCCAAGCCCGCCGCGAGCUCGAGGACACCAGACUGCAGCUCCACACCAUGAACCAGGCUCAGGAAGCCCCUCUUGCUCGGCCGGCGUAUGCGGAUGUCGCCCGAUGUACACCUCCUACCAGCGGUCCUAGUCUGGCAUCCUCCGCAAGCCGGACGGCUACGCCAGAGCCAGCGUUCUGCACGGUAGACAUGACCAGGGUACCGGAGGAACACAUCGAAGAGGCUACACCAGUGGCUCUUCGCAAACUCAUCGAGAACGAGAUGCGAGCGCCGGGAGACCAACCCAAAUGGCGUUGUCUUGCCGUUACCAGAGACAGAGGAAACAUCAACCGCCUUAGGAUCGUUGGCAGGAACGAAGCGGAAGUAAAGAGAAUCAAGGACAUCAUCGAAGCGAAGAAGGCGCCGGGUGCACACGUCCUACGUGACCAGCUGUACCCAGUCAAAAUUGACAACGUCAACCGUACGGCCGUUCUCGACCCUGAAGGCAAAGUACUCCCCGGAGCGGCGGAAACCCUGGGCCGAGAGAACGACGUGCAGAUCGCCAAGUUGGCUUGGUUGAGCCGGAAGGACACUGCGAAAGCGUAUGGAUCGAUGGUGGUAUAUAUCACCAAAGCCGGCGAUGCUAAGAGGCUCAUCAAUGAGGGUUUCUUCCACGCGAGAGGCGAAUCGGGAUACACGGGAAUCUUCGAACGUCGGGCGCGGCCGAACCAAUGCUACAACUGCCAGCAGAUUGGCCACAAAGCUUUCCAGUGCAGGAACCCUCAAGUGUGUGGAAUGUGCGCUACAAGAAUUGCCGGAAGCUCUAUCCAUCUCGUCAUGAAUAGGACGUUUCAGGUCAUCCAAUUGAACGUCAGAAAGCAAGGGGAGGUGCAUGAUAGUUUGAUGAACGACGUGGCAAUCCAGGACGCUGCCGUCAUAGCCAUUCAGGAACCCCAGGCGCGGAGGAUCCAAGGACGGCUCCUGACGACCCCUAUGGAGCAUCACAAAUGGACCAAGAUGAUCCCGUGCACGUUGAAGGAAGGUAGAUGGGCUAUCCGGAGCAUGCUCUGGGUGAACAAAAUCGUGGAAGCCGAGCAGGUGGCAGUGGACUCCCCGGACAUCACGGCAGCAGUCAUACGGCUCCCGGAGCGCGUAGUCCUGGUCGCGUCCGUCUACGUACCGUGUGGGGACGGCGAGGCACUAAAAGACACCUGCGAGAACCUCCGCAGGGUGGUAGCAAAGGCGAAACGGGGCGUAGGAACGACUGUCGAUAUAGUGGUUGCAGGUGAUUUCAACUGCCACGACCAAAUGUGGGGAGGAGACGACGUCUCAUCCGUGAGACAAGGGGAAGCCGACCCCAUCAUCGACCUCAUGAACGAGCUGACUCUAAGCACUCUACUCCCAAGGGGCACAAUAACAUGGCAAGCAGGUGGAUACGGUUCGACUAUCGACCUGGUCCUGGCCUCGGAGGAACUGGCAGAAGCCGUGAUCAGAUGUGGAGUCCAUAGAACGGAACACGGUUCAGAUCACCGCGCGAUUGAAACAGUCUUCGAUAUUGAGGUACCUGUGCCGACGCACCACGACCGACUGCUUCUCAAGAACGCGCCAUGGAAAGACAUCAGAGCCAAAAUUGCAAAUACACUAGGGGACACCCCAGCGGAGGGGACAGUCCAGCAGAGAACGGACCGCCUGAUGUCCACUGUCUCAGGCGCGGUUCAUUCCCUCACUCCCAAAGCCCGGCCAUCGCCAUACGCAAAGCGAUGGUGGACUACGGACCUGACGCAGCUACGUCACAUCUACACGCACUGGAGGAACCGCGCUCGCUCGGAACGCCGGGCAGGUUGGACCACAGCCGAGAUUGAGGAAUUGGCAAAGGGUGCAGCAAAACAGUACCACGAUGCCAUCCGGCAGCAGAAGAAGAAGCACUGGGCCGAGUUCCUUGCGGACAACGACAACAUUUGGAAGGCUGCAAAGUAUCUAAAAUCCGGAGAUGAUACCACGUUUGGAAGGAUCCCGCAACUUGUUAGAGCAGAUGGUACAUCCACGGCCGAUCAUAGAGAACAGGCCGAAGAGCUCCUAACAAGAUUCUUCCCGGCCUUGCCCGAUACGAUCGACGAUGAAGGUCCAAGACCACAGAGGGCACCCAUCAUGACGCCUAUCCUUACGAUGGAGGAAGUCGAACGACAGCUGUUCGCAACGAAGUCCUGGAAGGCACCAGGGGAGGACGGUUUGCCGGCAGUGGUGUGGAAGGAAGUCUGGCAGGUGGUCAAGCACCAUGUACUGGCGCUCUUCCGUGCCUCACUGGAGGACGGGGCCCUUCCCAGCCAGUGGCGACAUGCUAAUAUCAUCCCGCUCAAGAAACCGGGCAAAAAGGACUACACCAUCGCAAAGGCGUGGAGACCAAUCUCCCUCCUAGCAACGCUGGGCAAAGUGCUAGAGUCGGUGAUCGCGGAACGGCUGUCCCACGCCGUGGAGACCUACGGCCUCCUGCCCACCAACCACUUCGGCGCGCGGAAGCAGCGAUCAGCAGAGCAGGCGCUGGUAUUUCUACAGGAGCAGAUCUACACGGCCUGGAGAGGACGGAAGAUUGUCAGCCUCAUUAGCUUCGAUGUCAAGGGAGCCUAUAACGGAGUCUGCAAGGAACGGCUGGUCCAGAGGAUGAGGGCACGUGGUAUCCCGGAAGAGCUGUGCCGAUGGACAGAAGCUUUCUGUUCUGACCGUACGGCCUCUAUCCAGGUCAACGGGCAUGCUGCGGAACGACGGGACCUCCCACAGGCUGGCCUGCCCCAAGGCUCGCCCCUCUCCCCUAUCUUGUUCCUCUUUUUCAACGCGGAUCUGGUCCAGCGAAAGAUCGAUAGCAACGGUGGUGCAAUAGCCUUUGUCGAUGACUUUACCGCCUGGGUCACAGGACCGACGGCACAAAGCACACGCAAGGGCAUCGAAGCAAUCAUCGACCAAGCACUAGACUGGGAAAAGAGAAGCGGAGCGACAUUUGAAGCAGACAAGACAGCCGUCAUCCACUUUACCCGCAAGGCCUAUAAAGCCAACUCGGAGCCCUUUACGAUCAAGGGUCAAGAUGUUCAGCCGAAAGACCACGUUAAGAUCCUUGGAGUGGUCAUGGAUGCCAAGCUCAGGUACAAGGAGCAUAUCGCAAGAGCGGCCUCCAAAGGGCUCAGCGCGGCGAUGGAGCUGAAACGGCUCAGUGGUCUAUCCCCGGCUACGGCGCGGCAGCUGUUCACCGCCAUGGUCGCGCCAGUGGUGGACUACGCCUCCAGCGUCUGGAUGCACCAAUGCAAUUGGAAGACCGCGCCGGCCAUACACAGGGUGCAGAGGGUCGCGGCGCGAGGGAUCAUAGGAACGUUCAGCACGGUAGCAACACGCGUAGCAGAAGCAGAAGCUCACACCCCCAUGGCUCAAGAUCGAUUCUGGAAGAGGGCGAUCAAGAUGUGGACGGACAUCCACACCCUACCAGAGACGAAUCCACUCCGCAACGCCACUUCCCGGAUGCGCAAGUUCCGGGGAUCUUACCGCUCGCCUUUCUUUCAGGUAGCAGAUCUCCUCAAGGACGUCCCAUUGGACAGCCUCGAAACCAUCGCUCCCGUCGUAUUAGCGCCAUGGGAGAGGCGAGUCCGCACUACGGUUGACGGAGCGGGCAUCCAGCAAAAAGAGACAGAGUGGGCGGUCCGGAUCGCCGUAAGCAGCUCCGCACGAAACAACAUGGUCGGGAUCGGAGGAGUCGUCCGCCUCCCGCUGCCGAUGCGAGAGGGCUCAAGGAACGAAGCCUUUAGUGUGACGCUGGGCUCCAGGUCGGAGCAAAACCCGUUCUCAGGCGAGCUUGCGGCUAUUGGGUACGCGUUGAGGUGGAUUCGAAAUAUCAGGUACCGAAAGAUCAUCCUUGCCACCAGCAACAAGGCAGCCGUGAUGGCCCUUGGAGCGACCACACCAGCAAUCAGGACAACAAUAUCUCUGUCAGGCGUACGAUGCGAUAAGUGCCUUACGCAAGGCGGGAAACACGAUCUCGGUCGUCUGGAUCCAAGCGGGUACCAAAAACGAGCUCCUGAACACAGCCAAAGCGAAAGCAAAGGAAGCAACACGGCAGGACGCUACGCCACAAACGCAGGAUCCUGCCAUGCGGUCAACAGCCCUCCGUAUCGCAUGGGCAAAGCGGGCACCGCCCACGUCCUUACCUGA